Eruca vesicaria subsp. sativa (arugula) is the source of this 1103-nucleotide messenger RNA. The record is from the annotation of a GenBank genome assembly. NCBI's taxonomy places the organism in Eukaryota, Viridiplantae, Streptophyta, Magnoliopsida, Brassicales, Brassicaceae.
ACGUUUUAAAAAAAAAAUUACUUUUAGAAAUCUUUGAUUUUUCCUCUUCUAAAGAAGAAGAUAAAAUGAAGGAGGAACAAUCAAGAACUCUGUUUGGAAUCUCUCUGUCUGAUCGACCAACUUGGCAACAGUUUCUCAUUUGCACUUCUGGUUUCUUCUUUGGCUACCUCGUUAACGGAGUUUGCGAGGAAUAUGUUUACAAUCGUCUCCAAUUUAGCUUUGGUUGGUAUUUCACGUUUAUACAAGGAUUUGUCUACUUGUUCCUCAUCUACCUUCAAGGUUUCACCACAAAACAUAUUGUGAAUCCAAUGAGAACUUAUGUCAAACUCUCUGCCGUUCUCAUGGGAUCACAUGGUUUAACCAAAGGAUCGUUGGCUUAUCUCAACUAUCCAGCUCAAAUCAUGUUCAAAUCCACCAAGGUGUUGCCGGUGAUGAUCAUGGGAGCGUUCAUACCCGGUUUGAGAAGAAAAUACCCGGUCCAUGAAUAUAUUUCAGCCUUCUUGCUAGUUCUUGGUUUGAUCCUUUUCACAUUAGCAGACGCACAAAUGUCUCCUAAUUUCAGUAUGAUUGGGAUUUUGAUGAUCACUGGUGCGUUGAUCAUGGAUGCUUUCUUGGGUAAUCUUCAAGAAGCCAUUUUCACUAUGAAUCCCGAGACAACUCAGAUGGAGAUGCUUUUCUGCUCAACGGUUGUUGGAUUGCCCUUCUUGUUUGUUCCCAUGGUCUUAACCGGUGAGCUUUUUCGUGCGUGGACUGCUUGCUCACAGCAUCCGUACGUGUAUGGAGUGCUUGUAUUCGAAGCCAUGGCCACAUUCAUCGGCCAAGUCUCUGUUCUGUCACUCAUUGCACUCUUUGGAGCCGCUACCACCGCCUUGAUAACAACCGCGAGGAAAGGGGUUACGUUGUUACUGUCGUAUUUGAUAUUCACAAAGCCACUAACGGAGCAGCACGGAUCGGGCUUGCUGUUGAUAGUAAUGGGAAUUGUAUUGAAGAUGGUACCGAUGGAUAGUAAACCUCCGAGCAAGAUUCAGGCGAGACAAGCGGUUAGGAACGAUGGAGGUGAGGGUGAUAGAGGAGAUGAAGAAGAGAGAAAGUCAUUGGUUUAA